Messenger RNA from Colletotrichum higginsianum IMI 349063, 402 nucleotides. RefSeq lists its product as uncharacterized. The coding region runs from base 1 to 402 and encodes 133 amino acids. The record is from RefSeq and is a predicted model, not a curated record. Lineage: Eukaryota; Fungi; Ascomycota; Sordariomycetes; Glomerellales; Glomerellaceae. The transcript is spliced from 2 exons.
AUGAGCCAAGUUAUCUCUGUGGCCGAAGAGCCUUGGAUCAACGAUAUCCUCUUAGGAGUCUACGACAUCAUGCUGGAGAAGAUCAGAAACCGCCCUGUUGAGGUGCAGUACCAGGCCAUAAUUACUCUGCGCGACGCAGCCGCCACCAUAGCCAGUAACAUCGCCAAAUCCAACUCUGGUCUUGUCUCAAUGACUAAAUCAUCGUCCGAAAAGGAGCCUGCCGACUUCGCCGCGGACGUUGAGGCCUCUGACUUGACGACCAGCGUCAACGACUACUAUGACACCAAUAAGGCGCCGGUAAACGGCAUGAUCCCUGGAAGCAUGGUUCCGAUGCUUGGCAACACCUGGACAGCAUACCGAAGAGCCGCUUCGUUAAGGCAUACUGCGGGGUUGACUCUGUGA